Molecule: messenger RNA, 1215 nt
Organism: Danio aesculapii
Lineage: Eukaryota; Metazoa; Chordata; Actinopteri; Cypriniformes; Danionidae
Product: 5-hydroxytryptamine receptor 7
Exons: 2
Coding region: 1-1215 (404 amino acids)
Biological process (GO): circadian rhythm; vasoconstriction; chemical synaptic transmission
Cellular component (GO): membrane; dendrite
Molecular function (GO): G protein-coupled serotonin receptor activity; neurotransmitter receptor activity
Source: RefSeq, a predicted model, not a curated record
AUGUUCACGACACAUGGCGCCGAACUGGUUUUGGCUUCCAGAGAGACCGAACUAGCCCUUUUCAAUGGGACAACAGAGUUUUUCCCCACUGCAAUAACCACAGCGGAGCCCAGAAGUAAUGGUUCCUGUGGGGAGCAGCGGACCCUGGAUCUGGACUUGACCAAGACUGUGAUCGUCGGGCUGAUGCUCAGCUCCAUCACCGCGGUCACUGUCAUGGGAAACACGCUGGUUGUGAUCGCGGUUUGUGUGGUGAAGAAGCUUAGACAGCCGUCCAACUAUCUGCUGGUGUCUCUGGCCAUAGCUGACCUCUCCGUGGCCGUGGCCGUGAUGCCCUUUGCCAUUGUGACCGACCUGACCGGAGGAGUCUGGCUUUUUGGAGAGGUCUUCUGCAACAUCUUCAUUGGGAUGGAUGUCAUGUGCUGCACAGCAUCAAUAAUGACACUGUGUGUGAUCAGUGUGGAUAGAUACCUUGGAAUCACUCGUCCUCUGACCUACCCUGCGAGACAGAACGGACAGCUGAUGGCCAAGAUGAUAGUCAGUGUCUGGUUGGUGUCGGCAUCCAUCACUCUGCCGCCAUUCUGCGGCUGGGCACAUAACGUCAACACUGCGGGAGUGUGUCUGAUCAGUCAGGAUGUGGGCUACACCCUCUACUCUACUGCUGUGGCCUUCUACAUCCCUAUGGUGGUCAUGCUUUUCAUGUAUUACAAGAUUUUCAAAGCUGCUCGCAGAAGUGGGGCCAAACAUAAUUUCACUUCACUUCCUCCAAUUCAGUUGGCCUGUCCCGAACCAGCUUUGGCCACUGUAGAUGGGUUCUGCAUGCACGGGAUGAAGAAUGGUGCAACCUCUGAGGAGUUUUCCACCCUCUCCUGCUUGUUGAAUCGUGAACGGCGGAGCGCAUCGAUUUUCAGGCGUGAGCAGAAGGCAGCAACGACUCUUGGAGUGAUCAUGGGGGUUUUUUCAUUCUGCUGGUUGCCGUUUUUCCUCUUCACCACAGCACGACCGUUCAUCUGUGGGGUGCUCUGUAACUGUGCCCCUGUCUGGCUGGAAAGAGUACUGCUGUGGUUGGGCUACACCAACUCACUCAUGAACCCUUUCAUCUAUGCCUUUUUCAACCGAGACCUACGUUCUACAUAUAAAGACCUGCUGCGCUGCCGUUAUAGAAACAUCAACCGGCGACUCUCAGCUAUGGGAGUGCAUGAGGCUUUAAAACUCUGA